UAAAAAUUAUGGAAAAAACACUUGCGAUUUCUUAAUGUAUUUAAAUCGCUUGCACUUGGACCAGAAUUUGUUUGAAUUUAAUUAUAAAUGAAAGUGAAAAAAUUGAGAAAAAAUUAAAGCCAACCCAAACAAACCUAAAAAUAUAAAUGUGGCCGGUGAUUGGAUGCGAACAGCAAAGAAGUGAUAGCAAAAGUAAACUGUUUUCCUUUUUUGCUUUGCAAAAGAUAUGUGAUUGUAUAAAACAAUAACAAUUUGAGAAGAAAUCGAAAAGAAAUACGUUCGGCUAAUAGCUUCUUAAGCAGCUCCACCGAAAAAAAAGGCAAUUGCAAAAUGGCCAGCGAUGAACAAGAAUGGCGUCUUAGUUUAAUGCGAAGAUUAGCAGAACGUGAUCGUCGAGAGGUAACACCGUUCAAGGAAAUCAUCCUUCAAAAUAAUCGUCUAUUGGAUAAUGUGGCCCAAUUGAAAGCCGAUAAUUUGAAAAUAUCUGUAGAAAAUGAACAACUACGUGUAGCGUUUGCAACAGGUGGUAAAGGUAAUGGUAAAGACAGCAAUGCGGCUCAAAUAGCAAUAACCGCUUUGGAAAAGAAACUAUUGGCUCAACAAGAAGAAUUAACGGAUCUGCACAAACGUAAAGGCGAAAAUUCACAAAUGAUUGUUGACUUGAACUUAAAAGUAGAAAAACAACAACUUAUUGUUAAGGAAAAAGAAAGCUGUCUUGCCGAACAAAAAACUGCCAAUAAUAUAUUAAAGGCUGAAGUUCAAAUGCUUAAAUCCAGUUUGGAAGAAUUGAAGAAACUAAACAAUACAUUGCUAGACGAACAUACCGCCUUGCAAUUGGCAUUUAGUGCUCUUGAAGAUAAAUUAAGAGGAGUACAGGAAGAAAAUCGUUGCUUAUUAGAACGUUUGAUGCGUUACAAAUCAAAGGAUGCUGAUAAAUUGAAUGAGGAAAACGAAAGCUUUCUCAGAAAACGACUGCCGUCAAUUUUCAGAAAACGUUCCGAUAAAUUGAAACGUGACCUUGAAGACGCCGUCCGUGAACCAAAUUCAACAUUGCCACGUUUAACGCGUAAUUCUUCGAGCCAUUCACAGCACGGCCUGGGCGAUAGCGAUUCAUACGAUAACGAUAACGAUCGUUAUUCUUCCGAUACCGGCGGUGUUGAUCAUUGCAUAGAGGCCGGUUGCGGUCCCGAAUUAGAUAUGUUCUCGUCACCCAAUUCACGUUUACGUGACGUUCUUUGUCAUUCAACAACCAAACCGGAUAAUCCGUCGACAAUUUUUAUGAAAUUUGAUGCGCAUGAAAACGAAUCGCAUGCAGUUCGUUGGAGUCCCAUUGAACGUGUUUUGGCGACUGGUGGUGCGGAUCGUAAAGUGAAAUUAUGGGAUGUGGGGAAAGCUUCUCCGGAACCCCGUGCAGUUUUAAGUGGUAGCAGUGCUGGCAUUAAUUCAGUCGAUUUCGACUCCACUGGUUCGUAUAUUAUUGGCACAUCAAAUGAUUACGGCGCCCGUGUAUGGACAGUAGGAGAUAAUCGUUUACGGCAUACUCUUACAGGCCACAGUGGUAAGGUGAUGGCAGCUAAAUACGUUCAAGAGCCUGUAAAAGUGGUAACUGGAAGUUAUGAUCGCACUCUAAAAAUAUGGGAUCUGCAUAAUGUCGCCUGCAUCGAGACGAAAUUUGCCGGUUCAAGUUGCAAUGAUCUCGUAACUACAGAUAGUUUAGGCUCCACCAUUAUUAGCGGUCAUUAUGAUAAGAAGAUACGCUUCUGGGACAUACGCACCGAAAAACAAGCUGAUGAUUUAUUAAUGAAUGCUAAAAUUACCUCAUUGGAUUUAUCAAAAGACGGGAAAUUAUUGAUAGCUUCACUACGUGAUGAUACUAUACAACUUAUAGAUUUACGCAAAAAUUCAAUUAUUAGCACGUUCUCUGAUGAACAUUUUAAAUUAAGCUGUGAUUGGGCUCGCGCCUCAUUCAGUGCAAAUGCCCAAAAAAUAGCAUGCGGUUCUACUGAUGGAUUAAUAUAUCUUUGGAAUCUUGAUGGUUAUGUCGAGGCCACAUUAAAAGGACACAGUUCUGGUUCUGGCUUCUUUCACAGCGCUGCGGUGCAUGCAGUUAGUUGGAGUCCUACCUGUAAUGGCUUAGCUUCCGUUGGUAAAAGUAAACGUUGCAUAAUCUUUUCAGAAGCGUAGCCUCGAAACUUGGGUGCAAGUGUCAAAUGAAGAUUAAAAACAAAAAAAACAAAAAAUAACAACAACAAUAAACAAAAUGAAACCAUAAUAAGCGGAGCUCAUAAAAUUCGCAAAACGUCAAAGUUACAGGAACAAAGAGUGUAAUGCCGCAGUUAAAAAGGCAAAUAUUUUUUAUUAUCAUUGUUACAAUUUACAUAUUUUUUUUUUUGCAUUUUGAUUUUCUUUUAUACAUAAAUUUAAGUUUUAAAAAGGAAAGCAAACAACAUUAGUAGCAAAACCUUAAUAAUGAAAGAUAAUUUGCUCGUUUCGAAAAACAUUUUCUUAAUUUUCAAUGAAAAAAAUUGUUUUGGAUCAUUGCAGAAAAAACAAUUAUCUCUGAAAUAAAUACACACAUAAUAGAAAAUCAUGUAUAAGAUAAUUUUUUUCAAAGUGUA
Molecule: messenger RNA, 2618 nt
Organism: Glossina fuscipes
Lineage: Eukaryota; Metazoa; Arthropoda; Insecta; Diptera; Glossinidae
Gene: Atg16
Product: autophagy-related protein 16
Exons: 10
Coding region: 331-2184 (617 amino acids)
Biological process (GO): autophagosome assembly
Cellular component (GO): autophagosome membrane
Molecular function (GO): protein binding
Source: RefSeq, a predicted model, not a curated record